This is a messenger RNA of Melopsittacus undulatus (budgerigar), 1296 nucleotides long. RefSeq names its product late endosomal/lysosomal adaptor, MAPK and MTOR activator 3 (gene LAMTOR3). Lineage: Eukaryota; Metazoa; Chordata; Aves; Psittaciformes; Psittaculidae. Gene Ontology annotation, biological process: cellular response to amino acid stimulus; positive regulation of TOR signaling. The coding region runs from base 153 to 527 and encodes 124 amino acids. The transcript is spliced from 7 exons. Gene Ontology annotation, cellular component: Ragulator complex. The record is from RefSeq and is a predicted model, not a curated record.
AGCCGGCGAGAAGCGCUUCCGGGUUCGCGAGGGCUGAGGCGCCGUCAUGUGACAGCAGCUUAAAGGGGAAGCGGCGGCUGCAGGGGUAGCAGCAGCGCUGGUCGCGCACACAGGCCCGCGGAGGUGGCGGCAGCGCCGGCAGGGCCCCAGCCAUGGCCGACGACCUGAAGAGGUUCCUGUACAAGAAGCUGCCGAGCGUUGAAGGUCUUCAUGCGAUUGUGGUUUCAGACAGAGACGGAGUGCCUGUUAUUAAAGUUGCCAAUGAUAAUGCUCCAGAACAUGCGCUGCGACCAGGCUUUCUGUCCACCUUUGCCCUUGCCACAGAUCAGGGCAGUAAACUGGGACUGUCUAAAAACAAAAGUAUCAUCUGCUAUUACAAUACGUACCAGGUGGUGCAGUUCAACCGCUUGCCUUUGGUAGUAAGCUUCAUUGCUAGCAGCAAUGCCAAUACCGGGCUGAUUCUAAGUCUAGAGAAGGAGCUCGCACCCCUGUUUGAAGAACUGAGGCAGGUUGUUGAAGUUUCUUAGCCUGAUGGUACAGCCGGAGUGCAGCAUCCCUCUGCAGCCCAGUGGACAGAUUCAAUAAUCCUCAGUUAAAUAACACACCUCAGAAGAAAUACCACAGCUCCUUAGUAUACUAAGUAAGAGUAAAUUGUACAUAGUACUGAAUCUGAAAUGAUCUACUAGUGUGUUGUAGGUGGAUGUUACUUUAGGCCAUGCUUCUUGUAUCGUGCAGUACUGAAGAGACCACCAAAAUAGCUCCCAUGGAGUUUAGCUCUGCCAGAUCGGCCUGAUGCCACUGGCUCACAUGAGCAACCCACAGAUCCACAGAUCUCUUGCUUUACAGGAAACCAGGCAGGUAUUGGGGUGUGUCCUACUAUGUGUUGGAAGGCAGAUUGGUUGUACAGUGUUAUCAGAGUUGUGGUUGAAGGAGUUACUGUGAGAGCAAGUUUACUAGUAGCCGUGAUGUUGGUACAAUCAAUAAAUAUCCCAGCUUUCUCACAGGGGUGAGACUUUUGGCAAGGGAAUGCUACUAAUCUGGAUGCUAGCUGCAUCCUGCUUCCAUCGAGAAGAAAGCUAUUUCUGUGAAAGCUGUUGCCUCAGGGGUUUUCCUGAUGCCCAGAUAAAAGCACCUGAACAAUGUCUCAUUUUUCUUCAUGGGGUUUUUGUGUAAUAUAGUUGUGAAGAUCUCGUCUCAUAGUCUUUGUGUGGGUUCAUCACUGGCGACUCUCGGCUCAUUUACCCCUAGGUUUCCUAAGUAAAUACAUAUAAAUAAAUACAGUAUUUUUAAAUGACA